Centruroides sculpturatus (bark scorpion) is the source of this 4511-nucleotide messenger RNA. RefSeq names its product oxysterol-binding protein-related protein 3-like. The record is from RefSeq and is a predicted model, not a curated record. The coding region runs from base 308 to 4303 and encodes 1331 amino acids. Gene Ontology annotation, molecular function: cholesterol binding. The transcript has 30 exons. Gene Ontology annotation, cellular component: cytosol; intracellular membrane-bounded organelle; perinuclear endoplasmic reticulum. NCBI's taxonomy places the organism in Eukaryota, Metazoa, Arthropoda, Arachnida, Scorpiones, Buthidae.
UAUGAAUCAACCGUUCGAUUAUUAUUGCAGGUGGUGCAGGACGGUAUAACGGAAACAAUUUAUAGAUUUGUUUUUUGACAUUUUAAGAAUCUGAAGAAAUGCCUCAACUGUUAAAAUAACAAUACUAAUUUUUUCAGAAGAACGAAAGACAGAAGUACAUAGAGAUGGCAAAUUUCAUCAAUAAGCAACAGGCAAUGCCAAGAGAGAUGUCUUGAAGAUAAAAUGAUCAUCAUAUUUCUUUUCAAUAUUCUCUAAAUUUUCAAGAUACUAUAAAAUUGGGAUUGUUUUGUAUAUAUGUUUGUAUCCCAUGUCUUCUCUUCGUCACAUAGCAACUGAACCAGCUAAUUUAAGUCAAAAAUUAGCUGGUAAUGCUUGCAAUCCUGAUGAUGCUGUUAAUCAUGACAGAACAUCUAGUCAUUCGGAUUCUGAUAUUAGCAAUAGUACAGCAAGUGUAUCCCAAGCAUCUCUUCAGUCAGAACCUCCACCUCAGAUGAAAUCAUCAUUGACAUUAAAUUUACCAUUAAUAAGUGGAUUGAAUGUUGAGGAAAUUGAAGAAGAAAAAUUAGAAACAAAAAAAGUUGCACCAAGUAAAAGGCGACAAAUGAGAAGAGGUAGUGAAUGGGAAAUAUUAGAAGGUCUUAAAGAUGGCCAAAGAUUUGAGGAAAAGCCUGAAAAAUUUGAAGGUUACAUGAUGAAAAGAAGGAAAUGGCCAUUGAAAGGUUGGCAUAAAAGAUACUUUUGCUGUGAUAAGGGAAUCUUGACAUAUUCCAAAUCUUCUACUGAGAUGGCAAGAGGCAAAAUACAUGGAACAGUAGAUGUUGGUCUUUCUGUUAUUUCUUCAAAACCACGUCAUCGUAGGAUUGAUAUUGAUGCAGACGAAUUUAUCUAUCAUCUAAAGGUAAAAAAUAAUCUCUUAUUUCACCAGUGGAUAGCUCAGCUUCGUCGGCAUCGGUUAUAUCGUCAAAAUGAAAUUGCUUUUGGAACUCAUGAAGCACCAAAAAUCACAACUCCUGUUGAAGAGACACCUGUUGGAGGUAAAAAAUCUUUCAGAGUUUUAAUAAGAAGGGCAUUUUUGUAUUGUGAAAUAGUACAAGACAGAAGUAAAGAAAUAAAUAGAAUAAUGAGUGUGGCCAAGACCCUAGGUUACCGAAAAAGUGCAAUUCUGGGAAUGGUUAGGAAGUAUGAAGUGAACAACAAGAAAGGGUCUUUUAAAAAUGCUCCCACUGGAAUUGUAAAAUUUACAUAUAAUGAAAGCAUGAAUAGCGUUAUGAAAGAGAUUGCUUGCAGAAAAGGUUCAAGAAUGCUUAUAAAAUGGGCCCCUAAUUUAUACAAAAUCCUCAGAAAUGAUAAGGAUGUUAUAAUGUCAGAGGAGAAAGCAGGGGUUUAUAGAAUUCCUUAUGAAAAUAUGCAAUUGGGCAUUAAAAAAGACUAUAUUGGAGUAACCACCAAGAGUUUGGGACUUAGAAUCAAAGAACAUAGUUAUAUCAGAAAGGAGUCUAAUGCAACAAUUUUGUCCCAAAUGGCACAAGCACCAGGAUCUGUAGUCAAAUGGAAUGAGGCAGCUGUCAUAGAACCUUUAUCUUCCCCAUCUUUGGCGUUGACAGCUGAAAAGUUGCAGAUUUAUAGGAGUAAAAUACUAGAAGGCUGUUUAAAUGCGAGACAUUUGCGAGCUUCCGAACACAGAUUUACUAUUCAACUCGACGAAACUACAGAUAUAGCUGGAUUAACGAUCUCGCUUGUUAUUCAAGAUAUAUCUUGGGAUUUAUGUCAUCGAGUACGUAUCGAUGGAGCCAAGGCAAUGCUUGGUAAAUUGAAUGGCGUAGUUGCACGCAUGAAACAAAAAAAUCCUCACACGAGAAGUACUCAUUGUCGUCUUUGCCGACGGGCUCUCGCAGUGACGAAAAUGCCAGAAGAGCUAAAAGACAUACAAAUUGCAUUAUUACAAGAUAAACUAUUUCAAUUGAAUACUAUUAUCCAACAUCUUGAAGUAACAUCAAAUUCAUGUUUAGUUAAUCAUCUAGAGCUCCCUGAAAUGAAUCAAAAUAAUUUAAAAAAAGAAAGACGCAGGUUUCUUUUAAGAAGGAAAAAAAAUACUAAGACCAGUCAAAGUAGUCUACAGAGUUCAGGUUUUGGAAAAGCAUUAGGAGGAAACAAGAAAGGAAAUAAACAAAAAAUAGAAAUAGUUGUUCUCAGAGAUACAAGUGUUAGCAGUAGCACAGAAAAUAUUAGUGAUGUAGCAGAAAAUAAUCAGUUGAAAAAGGUACCAUCUGGUUUAUCUAUAAAAGAUUCUGCUCACUUAAGUUGUUCUAAUCCUUCUCUAGUCAGAGAUGCAGAAUUUAGUCGACCACAUAGCCUUCCUGAUUCUUCUUCUAUGUUAAAUUGUGCCCUAACAGAUUCUGCAUCCUCGUGUUCUCAAAGUAGUCUUCAGCAUAAAUAUCAGGAAGAAUUUUUAUGUUUGGCAAAAGAAGUUCACAGUGGACUGCGAUCUAUGUUACGUUCAUUACACACUGAACGUGAAAGAUUGAAACAGAUACUUGAAAAUGAAGGUCUUCCAAGUGAAAGUGGCAGUGGAUCACUUAUCACUACGCUUAAAAAUUCUUUAAAUCAAGCUUUAAUGCAAAAUAAAGAUUUACGUAUGAGACUUCAACAGAUUCACGCAACCUCUGAUGUUGGUAGUACUACAACAUAUAUCUCAGGCACACCUACAGCAGAAAAUGCAGAUGAAUCCACACUAAUUCAUCAACCUCUACAGCCAUCAUUAUCUCAUGAAAGUUCUUCUGUUUUAUCUGCAUCGGAAUAUUUUGAUGCUGAAGAAAAUCUUUCUAGUAGUACAACUUCGUCAGAGGCUUCAUUAUCAGAUGAUGCAGGAAGUUUUCUCAGUGAUGUUUCAGAAGAAGGUACUGAGUAUACUCCAAUUCCUAGUAGUAAGUCACUAAUUCAUCAACCUCUACAGCCAUCAUUAUCUCAUGAAAGUUCUUCUGUUUUAUCUGCAUCGGAAUAUUUUGAUGCUGAAGAAAAUCUUUCUAGUAGUACAACUUCGUCAGAGGCUUCAUUAUCAGAUGAUGCAGGAAGUUUUCUCAGUGAUGUUUCAGAAGAAGGUACUGAGUAUACUCCAAUUCCUAGUAUUUCAGAUUUAGUUUCUUCUCCAACAAGAAAUACAGGGAGAAGAUCAAAACUUCCUGCUCCUAAACCAGAUUUGGGUGAUUUUAGUUUAUGGAAUUUAUUAUGCAAAAACAUUGGAAAAGACCUUUCAAAAGUUAGCAUGCCAGUUACACUCAAUGAACCAAUAAAUGUUUUACAAAGAUUGUGUGAAGAGUUGGAAUAUAGCGAGUUAUUAGAUAAAGCAUCAGAAACAAUUGAUCCUUUUGAACGAAUGGUGUACAUUGCUGCCUUUGCAGUAUCAGCAUACAGUGCUUCCUAUUACAGAGCUGGUCACAAACCAUUUAAUCCAUUACUUGGUGAAACAUAUGAGUGUAUUAGAGAAGAUAAAGGUUUUCGUUUUGUUGCUGAGCAGGUUAGCCAUCAUCCUCCCAUCUCUGCAUGUUAUGCAGAAUCUAGGAAUUACAUCUUCUGGCAAGAUAUGAGAGUAAAGACUAAAUUUUGGGGAAAAUCAAUGGAAAUCCUUCCUAUAGGAUCUAUCCAUGUACGUCUGCCAAGAACAGGGGACCAAUAUUGUUGGAACAAAGUAACAACUUGUGUGCAUAAUUUAUUUAGUGGACAACGUUGGGUAGAUCAGUAUGGAGAAAUGAUUAUUACAGAUAAAACUGGCGACGUUAACUGUAAAUUAAAUUUUGUAAAGGCUAGUUAUUGGUCCAAUAAGCGGCAUGAAGUAUACGGAACAGUUAGUACAAGUGAAGGAGAAGUAAUACAUAAUUUGUUUGGAAAAUGGACAGAAUCUCUGUAUUGUGGUGUUGCCCCAACAGCAAGAUGUGUCUGGAGACCUGGUGCUAUGCCUCAAGAUUAUGAAAUGUAUUAUGGUUUUACAACUUUUGCUAUGGAAUUAAAUGAGUUGGAUCCUGAUAUGACUAAACUUCUUCCUCCGACAGAUACAAGGCUUCGACCUGAUCAAAGAUUAUUAGAAGAAGGAAAUGUCCAAAUGGCAGAAACUAUAAAAACUCAAUUGGAACAAGCACAAAGAGAGCGCAGAAAGAAACGUGAAGAAGAAAAUAUUGAACAUAUUCCAAUGUGGUUUCGGAAAGAAAAAGAUGAUGGAAGAGAGGCUUGGGCUUAUACUCACAAAUAUUGGGAAACACGAGCAUCACCUGGUUUUGUCAACAUUACUUUUCCUGUUAAAAUAUGGUAGCAUUAAAAGAAAACAGGAAAUUUGGCUAGCACAUUUCUUUCUUAUUGGCACUUUUUAAAUCUUGACAAUUGUCAUUUGCCUGUGAUUGGCACAAACAUUAGAAAAAUAGCAUUAAAAGAUUGCUACUUAAGAUUAUUGUUGAUGUUUGGAAUUAUAAUUGAAUAAAGAAUUAAUGAAAGAGACAAUUCAAACUAAAAGUUAAUGACUA